Messenger RNA from Pungitius pungitius (ninespine stickleback), 3413 nucleotides. It is a transcript of the gene nudt9, whose product is annotated as nudix (nucleoside diphosphate linked moiety X)-type motif 9. The coding region runs from base 430 to 1737 and encodes 435 amino acids. Gene Ontology annotation, molecular function: ADP-ribose diphosphatase activity. The transcript has 8 exons. NCBI's taxonomy places the organism in Eukaryota, Metazoa, Chordata, Actinopteri, Perciformes, Gasterosteidae. The record is from RefSeq and is a predicted model, not a curated record.
GCGCGAGCCCGCGUUUAGUCUCGGCAUCGAGCGUAAAUGCGCGUGCCAAACUACGGUCUUACAGGUGCGUUAGAUAUUUGUGUAAGGGCGACUUUUCCGGGCGGAGCCUCGUUGGUUGGCUGGAGGCACCGCCUGAUUGCUUCGUAGUUGAGAAAAACAAGCGCAAUCUGCUAAAUAAAUAUGCAGCAGCAGCUACUAGUGGGCGGGCCAAAAUAUGUUGCACGCUGCCUGCUGUGAUACGAGUAAUACACUAUUAUCAAAUCGUCAUUUUUUUAUCAAUUUUUGUGUGGUAAUCCACCUCUGUAUACCAACCAUUCCAACCAUUUGACGGUACAUUAUGAAACUGUAAAUGCAUUUUGCAUUCAUUCUAAAAGGUCCUUAAUCUUUAUUAUUAUCGCACUAAUCUUGACUGUGAGUCACAGCUGUGAAAUGUUGUCAAACAAAAACAAGUCUAUAAUAAGUUGUCCAACAAAGGGCGUCGGUUUCGAUGCAUUUUCUUUCUCCGUGUAUUUAUUUGUCAUGUCACACAAAUACUCUAUUAAUCCUGUCACCGUGGAAACCAGUGCGACUGCCGUAAACCACGCCUCUUUGCAGACGUCACGGCGAUGGGCGCUGUACUUCCUGGUUACUAGGCGCCGCAUGCCUGCUCUGGUUAUUGAUUUAGGGCUGGUUAUAAUAUUCCAUUGUCAAGGAAUGCUACACAACGUCCUGCGACGUGACUUGAUUCGACUGGCGCUCACUCUCUGCGGACUUCCGAUCACCGGCUGCACCCACAAAGUCCGGUCGGCCAUCUCUUGCUCAUCUUCUCGCCCUCCCGGAACCAGUCAAACCAUCAAGCCCAUUAGUACACGUUGCUUUAACCUCGACACUACCAGUAUCUGGACAAUGCCAUCCUCGGCAGGGCCUCACAUCAAUGCUAGAUGCGCCCUGUACCCAGGGUCACAAAUCAAGCGCUUCCUCGUGCCUGACGACAAGGUGGAAUGGAGUCAGAACUGGCCGCAGUAUAAUCCUGUCAGCUACACCGACCCUUCAGUAGAAAAGAAGCCAGUGUGGGCGGAUCCGGAUAUUGGAUCUUUCUCUCCAAAGUUUAACACCGUGGACGGUGCUGUGGACAGGACGAGCUUUGAAGGCAGCUACAAAACCGAAAAUGGAAAGCCCAUAAAUCCUCGUGGACGCACUGGGGUGACUGGUAGAGGUUUACUGGGACGAUGGGGACCCAAUCACGCAGCAGAUCCCAUUGUCACCAGAUGGAAAGUAGAUGUCAAAAAAGCAAAGGUUUCUCACUCCGUCUCCCAGCGGCCCAUCUUGCAGUUUGUGUCCAUCAAGAGGAAAGACUGUGGGGAGUGGGCCAUUCCAGGGGGGAUGGUAGAUCCAGGGGAGCAGGUCUCUCUCACGCUGCAGCGGGAAUUCUCGGAAGAAGCGCUGAAUUCGCUGGCCGUCCCGGCAUCGGAGGCGGCCGAGAUCAGCGAGCGCAUCGGCAAACUCUUCAAAACGCCGGGGUUUCAGGUGUAUAAAGGCUAUGUGGAUGACCCUAGAAACACUGACAAUGCCUGGAUGGAGACGGUGGCCGUCAACCUCCACGACGAAUCAGGAAACAGCGUGAGCGAGCUGUCGCUGCAAGCCGGCGAUGACGCAGGGCAAGUCCAGUGGGUCGAUGUCGACUCGACUUUCCCAAUGUACGCAAACCAUGCCCAUUUCCUGGAGCUGGUUGCCAAAGAAAGGAAAGCUCACUGGUAACCAAGGGGCACCGAGUCUGAUGUGACGACGACGAUGAUGAAGGAAAGACGAAGGGCCUUGUUGCUUUCUGUGUGCUGCAUGACACAUAAACUUAUGCAAAUCUCGCCUCGCUAAUCCAAACUUACCAUCAAAGUUAGCGAACAUUUUAUCGACAUUUAUCCCAUUAGGUGCAUAUGCAUGCCUGCUAUAUAAUUGCACAGCGGCAUUAGGACUGUAGAUUAACAUUGAUCUAGUGUAGCAUAAUGUAUGAUAUGAUUGAAGCUGCUCCUUGAUUGGAGCUACAGAGAAAAGGAAAAACAUAAAAGAAAAUCAUUCAACUGCCCACUUGGAAAGAACUUGACCCACGAUUGUAAAAUGAAAAAAUACUCUAUUGGCACUAAUUAUGCUAAUGAAUUCAAUGUCAAGAAGGAUCACAUCGACCCAGCGUGAUACUGUAACAACAAACACAAUGACAUGCUGAACAUGACACGUACUACAUUAAUUUGAGUGUGAUAUGAUAAGGAGGGCGCCCGAGAUGGGGGGAAAAAAACGCAGACUGACUUUGAUCUCUAGAUGUGAAUAGAACAAGAAGAAAGGCUGCAGCUGCCCACACGGCCCAGCAGUGCACCAACGCUGAGCACAGACAGGCCGAAGCUAGAGAACAAACGUGUUUUCAAGUGGUAACAGACGGUGGAAGCAAAGGCAACAGAAGGUGUCAUCUCUCUGCAGGGGGAGGGGGGGAGUGGGGGGGGGGGCAGAGAAGCCAGCGUAUGGGCACUUCUUUCAUCAAGAGGCAGCGCACCGCAGACCACCAAGUCUUUGCAAUGAAACUGGUGUGUCUUCUGGUGCAACUGACCCGAUUUCACAAGGUGUGAUGUGACAUUUUUGAACACGGUAGGACUAGCGAGCAGCUUAACCCGGCGCUAAAUGGAAAGGGAGAUGAAUAUUUAAUGUGCCCGCAUUGCUGCUUAAGCCACAACAUUUGUCUGCACAACAUGAUAUCCCAUUAAAAUGUCCACUCACUCGUCAGGUGGACUCCCAGUACACCGAGGCCACUUCCCAUCGCUACUCGAGCAUUUACAGUCAGAGCACUGAGGGCUUCUGACGUCGCAGGAAGGGAGUGUAUUUCCCUUCCAGAUGUUCCCAGUUGUGUCUGUAACCCGCCAGUCACAUCAUCCUCUAAUCUUUGCCUUCAAAAGUUCCGACCGACUUUAUUUCUCUAUGCUUAUUGUGAUUAUGGCUGGUGGUUAUUACAAGACAAAUAAAAAAAAAAUACAUGGUAGGAGGAGCUGUGAACUAAUUUAUGUUUUGAUUGGUUUUAUCAUAAUUAUUGUUAGGUAUAGGGCUUUGCUGAAGGGACUGUAUUUGCUGGAAUGAUAACUAACACUAGUAUCUACUUACUAAAUUUGCACUGAAAAGCAUCGACACCGACAUCUCUGAUCUUUUGUUUUUUAAUAUUAAUCCUGACUUGAUUUUUGUGUUUGCGUUUUGAAGGUGCUUAUUAUACAUAAUCUACUGUAUUUGUCCCACAGCAUGUGUAGCACCAGCUGUCAUUAUGUCUCAGCCUAUAGUUUAUAGUUGCAUUAGAAGACCUUAUGCAUUAUGAAGUGCACUUACAUCUACCACAUCAGUGUCUAAUGUGUAUUUUUCUCAUUGUGAAAAGUAAAAAAAUAAAAUGUGUUUGUCUUGGACUGUAA